Thlaspi arvense is the source of this 1293-nucleotide messenger RNA. The record is from the annotation of a GenBank genome assembly. NCBI's taxonomy places the organism in Eukaryota, Viridiplantae, Streptophyta, Magnoliopsida, Brassicales, Brassicaceae.
AUGAGGCAGCUCCUGGCCGAGCUUCUGGCACUUGUGAUUCUGAGCAGCACUCUCUUCUGCUGGGUACUGGGAGACACCCAUUACUAUGAGUUCGUCCUGCGGGAGAAGAAGUACACAAGACUCUGUAACACCAAGAGCAUGUUGGUGGUGAACGACAGUUUCCCGGGGCCGGUGAUCCGGGUUCACAAAGGGGACACCGUGUUUGUCAAUGUCCACAACCAUGGCGAUUACGGCGUCACAUUGCACUGGCAUGGAGUAAAACAACCUAGAAAUCCAUGGUCAGAUGGACCAGAGUACAUCACUCAGUGCCCUAUUCAACCAGGAUCAAAUUUCACCUACAAGGUUCUCUUCUCUACCGAGGAAGGCACCCUCUGGUGGCAUGCUCACAGUGAUUGGACUCAGAACAGUGUCCAUGGCGCCAUCGUCAUCAUGCCGGCUAAGGGCACUGAUCACCCAUUUCCGAAACCAGACGAGGAAGAAAUCAUAGUACUGGGAUCUUGGUAUUCAUACGAUGUGAACAAAAGGGUGAAUUAUGAUCUCGCGAUCGGUGCUGACUUACCGAGGGAGGAAGCCUUUCUCUUCAAUGGCCAACCAGGAGGAAUCUUUAAUUGCUCUAGAGAUACUCAAUAUCGGCUGGUUGUUGAUUAUGGCAAGACCUACCUUAUCCGCUUAAUUAAUGCAGCCACAAGUUCAGAAUUGCUCUUCGCUAUUGCUGAUCACAAUGUGACAGUUGUUGGAAUGGAUGGUGCCUACCUCAAACCCUUAUCUACAUCAUUUCUAGUGAUAUCUCCAGGGCAAACCAUGAACUUACUACUCACAGCAAAUCAGCCCCCUCGUCAGUAUUAUAUGGCCAUUAGGCAAUAUGUUACCAACGGUGAUCCUGAUGUUUAUCCAGCUAACACAGCUAUUCUAGAGUACAGAGGCAACUAUUCUCGUCGACCUGACCCUGUCUUUCCUUCUCAGCUCCCUUCUUACAUAAAUAUCAGCUCAGCAGAAUUUUUCUUGGCCGGUCUAAGGAGCUUAAACAGCAAAGAACACCCUGCAUUUGUACCCCAAGAAAUAACUCAUCAUAUGUAUAUAGUUGUUUCUGUGAAACAGGUCCUUUGCAACCCGAGUGAAUGCGAGAUUGGAAUGGCGAUGGCUUCAGCCAUGAACAACAUUACUUUUCUAAAUCCGCAUGUUGAUGUAUUACAAGCCUACUACCGGUAUGCCCUACGUUCUUCUCUUUCCUUCUCUUUGUUUCUGUCCUAUCUCCAUGCGGAUACAUAUUUUGGCAAUAUUAUGCAAGCGUGA